AUGCCUUUUGACCCGUAUGCCGUCACACCUCCCACAGAAGGCACCUACGCCACGAGCGCCCUUCGCAACAACGCCAAGGGCACUGAUCUCGACAAGGAGGCUCUCGAGCGCUUUAAGAUCCGCGAAAUCUGCGAGGGAUGGGAUAGCUACCGCGAUGCCGCUGAGUGGCAGAACUACCGUUCCAUCGUCUUCGACGAUGCCUACAUCGCGACCUCUUGGAAGCAGGGCAAUAUCGACGAGUUCAUCACGGCCUCCAAGGAUGGUUUCGCCGAGGGAUCGACCUUCAUGUAUAUCAUGCACCGGAUCUGCGGUUCCUCCGUCGAGAUCAACCCGGAGCUGACCCGUGCGGCGUGCAAGAUGAAGAUCACCAUUACUUGCCGCUUCACCUUUGAUGGUGUGGAGAUGGACAACGAAUCCGACUGCCGUUUCUUUUUCCUGCUGGAGAAGCGCCAGGGUCGCUGGGGUGUUUGCUUCUAUACCCUGCUCUUCGACAAGGACAAAUUCGUCCCCGUCAACCCCGCGAGGACCUUCCAUAUCCCCAAGGAGGAGGUCGACAAGUUCCCCUCUGGAUACCGCUAUCUCGCCUGGGCGGAGGUCAAGAUCGGGCAUCCUCCCAAGCUUAACUUGAACAGCCAUGGCCCCGAGCGUGAUAUCUUGUAUAACGAGUAUAAGGAUUGGCUCGAGGGCAAGGCGGUCAAGCCCGAUCUGACUGGACCUGAUAUGUCUGACUGGAAGCCUUAG
Aspergillus aculeatinus CBS 121060 is the source of this 741-nucleotide messenger RNA. RefSeq lists its product as uncharacterized. Bases 1 to 741 code for a protein of 246 amino acids. The record is from RefSeq and is a predicted model, not a curated record. Lineage: Eukaryota; Fungi; Ascomycota; Eurotiomycetes; Eurotiales; Aspergillaceae. The transcript is spliced from 2 exons.